AUCCCACCCACACAAUGCCCAACGCUCCCCAAGCCCCUCCUCUUACAGGCUACACCCUCUGGCUCUCCCCCGCCUCUCCCCAGAAAUAUCAAUUCCAAUCCCUCAUCAAGCACCUCGCAACCUUCUCCGAGGAUGCCCCUGUGUUUGAGCCCCACAUCACCCUCCUCGCCCCUGUCUCUCUGGACGUCCCCCUUGGAGAAAUCGAAGACACCUUGGGUCGGAUCGUUGCGGAGCUCGGCGGGUUGCAGGAGUGGAAGCUUCAGCUGAAGGCUGCUCAAAAGGGGGACUUUUACUUUCAGUCUGUUCUUGCCCCUGUUGAGCCCACCAAGGAGCUCUUGGCGCUGCGCGAAAAGGUGGAGCAAGCAUUCAGCGUUCCCGGCCAGAGCGAUUACUUUCCCCAUCUCAGCUUGCUCUAUGGCGACAUCAGCGCCGAGAAGCGAGACUCUAUCUCUGCUGAGGCCAACAAGGAAAGCAAGGAGGACGGUUUCGGAGAGGUGGAGAUUGGAGAGAUUGAGAUUGUGAGAUGCGUGGGGGAUGUUGCUGACUGGGUGACUGUUGGCAAGCUCACGCUCUAAGUGAUGUGAUGUAUACCGUUUUAGAUCUUAGAUAGCAUUUCAUUUCAAAUGUCAGCGUCACUUGAUGAUUCCACUCUCCAGCAUCGACGCUCUUUGCAUUGAAUCCUCGGAAUGCGGGCGCUGAUAGCGGGCGGGAUGGUCUGCGACGACAGAACUGGCCAAUCACGGAUACCUCUGUUUCAGUGUUCUUGGGAAGAGUAAGCCAGAAC
Cryptococcus amylolentus CBS 6039 is the source of this 784-nucleotide messenger RNA. RefSeq lists its product as hypothetical. The record is from RefSeq and is a predicted model, not a curated record. The transcript is spliced from 2 exons. The coding region runs from base 15 to 575 and encodes 186 amino acids. Gene Ontology annotation, biological process: cyclic nucleotide metabolic process. NCBI's taxonomy places the organism in Eukaryota, Fungi, Basidiomycota, Tremellomycetes, Tremellales, Cryptococcaceae. Gene Ontology annotation, molecular function: 2',3'-cyclic-nucleotide 3'-phosphodiesterase activity.